Molecule: messenger RNA, 1186 nt
Organism: Drosophila takahashii
Lineage: Eukaryota; Metazoa; Arthropoda; Insecta; Diptera; Drosophilidae
Gene: psd
Product: palisade
Source: RefSeq, a predicted model, not a curated record
UUAAUGUUACAAUCGUCAUCGUUGUAAAAUGCUGAACUGGAGAAAAAGAUCGUGGACGCUAACCCUGCUGGCAAUGGUUUUUAUCCUGUCCACUUCCGCCCAGGAAGGGGGCAUGUCGAACAGGAUAGCGACACCGGGUGAGCCCCUCUACUAUCUGAUGGCGGAUGCGGGUCCUUUGGUGACCCCAAAUGAGUCUCUGAGACGCACGAACCGCUCGCUGCUCAAGUGGUGGGAUGAUCUGUUCCCCCGCAACAACAACUGCUGCAGCAGCAACGUGGUGUAUCCACCAGCUCCUCUUGCCCCCGCUCCCACUGUAGCUAACAACUGUAAUGGCCUACAGCUCCAGGACCUGGAUCCCUUCAAGCAAAUGAAACUCUUCAAGAAACUCCCAGAACUCUUCCCCUCACCCAAUCCCUGUGUGCAGUGUGCCGGCAGUUGUGGUCAGCUGCCGCAAAAGGAGAACAACUAUGGGCCACAGAGUCCUUCCUUUGGCGGUGAUGGUUAUGGUGUGCCACCCAGCGCAGAGAUUGUCAAACCCAAUCCAGAGUACAAUGGCCCCGGAGAUGGCGAUGCGGGGUUUGUAGCGCCGCCAGCUCCAUCAUUCGAGGCCCCAGCACCUCCAGUUCAAACUUACGAAGCUCCGGAACCACCUGCUCCAUCAUACGAAGCCUCUGCAGCUGAUUACAAUACUCCUGCUCCACCAGCUUUCAUCUACGAUCCGAUAGCACCAAUCUACAACCAACCUGAGCGCCCAUCCGAAGUCUAUAGAAAGACGCAAGAGUACGCACAGCCAAGUUACGUUGGAGCACAACCUCCACAAAUUGUUUACCAACCCAUUAUCUACGUCUCCACUCCUCUGGCGUCCCAAUCGUCUUACCAUGCGGAAAUUGAUGACCAGAGGUAUGUUAACCCGACAUCUCUAUCACCAUCACCACCACUACCACCUACUUCCGUUUACGAAUCACCACGGGAAAGCUGUCAGCAGCCGGCGGCCCCACCAAAACCCAGCUAUGCCACGCAGUCGUGUCAAACUCCAAUCCGUUUGUCGCUCAUAGAUCAACCAUACCGAGUGGCCCCGGAACUGUUCGAGGAAUACAACUAUCGAUUGGCUUUGGCUUCCCAGAAUAUCUUGUAGUUAAGGAAUCCCGGAUGCUUGACGAAUCUGUAAAUAAAAGUCUUCUCAUGA